AUGGCGCAGGAACAAUUUUGGGCACAUUACAUUCAGUAUGAGUGGUGUAGAGGUAGCUGGACUGGUGCUCGGAUGUUUGCCGUUGAUUAUACAAGAGUUCCAGGCAUCGAGAGCUACAAUGAAGGACUUGAUCCCAUCAAAUCCUUCAUGAGAUGGGAGCAGCAGCUGCCACAAUUCAUACGGAAGCUUAGGACACAACAUGUCCAUUACGCGCUGUCGAUACGGUAUCUCCUCGAGCCUAUCACGUCCGAAGUCGAACUGGACGAGAUGCUAGCGGAUCCAGGGUCCUCACAGCAGCUAUGGAAGAGCAAGGAAAUGGCACUCAGGUUGCAGGAUAGGCUUCAAGAGUCUUACCAGGCAUACCACAAUACAAUAACAGAUAUUGAGCGGAUUACCAAGCUGAUAGCAAGCAAGCUGGAUCUUGAACGGGCUACUGAACUUACCCGCAAUGAUCUCGAAUCCUUAGUCGCCGCCAACCCAAAGAAGGGCGAUAAAUUCGAGCUCCGGAAGCGAAUUCGAUUUGGGAUGAACAAGAAGACCAUCAAAGGACUACUGAACGAGCUUGACGAGUGCAACAAGGAGCUUGAGAGAUUCAGUGAAAAGACGGAGAAGAUUCAGACUUAUCGAAAGUCCGUUAAACCAGCAAACGCGACGCGUGUUCGACGAUUGCAAGGCUACGCAAAGAGUCUCCAUGAUUCCCUCACGCUGUGCUGGUCGUGUGCAUGCAGAUCCUCCCACAGGUCUAAUUUGCAAUUAGACCCACGAGAUGAUUUGUUUGACAGAGGACCAAAGAAGGCCACUAUUUCCUCUAAGAUCAGUUUCAAUGUCUCAUUUUCCACACUGGAUACCGACAACAAGCAGACACCAUGGCUGUGGCAAGCGGCUGAGAUCUCAAUUGAAGAUGAACCUGAAGAAGACACGGCCAACCUCACAGCAUUUUCACCGUCAAAAUCUAAGAUUGCCAAGACUGUCAGCUUUGGUACGCCACCACCAUAUUCUGUGGAUGACCCUAUUAUCGCUUCUGCUGGGCCACUGGAAGAAGUGAAAGACCUAUGCGCGUCAAUACAGCAGCUGAAAGGUAAAUCAGCUAUUGGAUUUUCGCUUGACAGUAAGAGCAUCCUCAGAGGCGUCUAUCGUGUCGAUACUGUCAGGAAAAUUCCAUCCUCACCAGGCGCAAUAUCACUGGAUGAUCUACUGGCCCGCCCCUCAGUGUUGGGAGGGAAACGCACAAAGCUGAGCAAGCGGGAUAGAUACAGUCUAGCUUUGACUCUUGCAUGUAGUGUGCUCUAUUUGAACUCUACUCCAUGGCUCACCAACCAGUGGACUGCGAAGGAUAUAUUCUUCCACAAAAGUGGCACAACCCCUUGCGAUAUUGAUAUCGAGCACCCGUACGUCGCUCCGGGCACUGUCAAUCUCACCACAGGUCAGAGUCCAUGCAGCUGGAAGAACAAGAACACAGUCUUACUCGCACUGGCCAUCGCCCUCCUCGAGCUCUACUUUGGUAUAACAGCAGAGAAAUACCAGGAGUCAGAGCAUGGCGCUACCGACCCAGCCCUGCAUCAGAACCCCUGGCAACUCUGCUCCAUGGUCCACACGUGGGCAGAAGAAUCGCAAGAUGACCUCUCGGCAGCGUUUCUGAGCGCCGUGAAGCACUGUCUUCACUGCUUCAGCGAGCCUGGGGCUAGCUUGCAGGACGCGGAGUUCUUGCAAGCGGCAGUGGAGGGUAUCGUAUUGCCGCUACAGGAAGAAUUGUCUCAUUUUCUGGGCAAAUCAAUGACAUGA
Messenger RNA from Plenodomus lingam JN3, 1782 nucleotides. The record is from RefSeq and is a predicted model, not a curated record. NCBI's taxonomy places the organism in Eukaryota, Fungi, Ascomycota, Dothideomycetes, Pleosporales, Leptosphaeriaceae.